AUGAGCAGCCUCAAACAUGGUGUAAACCUCAGGCAUAUGCAGCAGAGGAAAAACAAGAAUAACAACCAUCUCUGGCUGAUCCCUCAGUUUUUCAUUACUUUGGGCGUCACAGGGGCCGGGCUCUACCUGAUCCGUCUGGCAAGAGGGCCUCGUGUCAUCCUCUGGGACAAAAAGAACAACCCUGAGCCCUGGAACAAGCUUGAUCCAACCUAUCAAUACAAGUUUGUGGCCGUCAACACCGACUACAAGAGCCUGAAGAAAGACAGACCCGACUUCUAAACAACAACAACAAAAAAAGGUCCUUCAGGCAACUCCAGGGGUACCGAGUUUAACCAGACCCCCUCUCCAGCUGUCGCCUCACUGAUCCAGAACUUCCUGUCUCACCUUGUGCAACAGAAAUUAAUAUGGUGAAGACAUCGUUUUAAAACAUAUCACAUGAGGACAGUUUUAGAGGAUGAUCAUUUGUUUGUAGGAUAACGUUUCUGCUUUAUUAAACCCUUUUAAUUGGGAUAAAAAUGUUUGACAGUUUUGUUAUACAUCUUCUGUUUCUGAUAAUUAACCCAACUGUCGUAGUUAAUAAAAUAUACCACACACUUAAUGUACUUUCAAAGCUCAAAUG
Messenger RNA from Austrofundulus limnaeus, 619 nucleotides. It is a transcript of the gene coxfa4l2, whose product is annotated as NADH dehydrogenase [ubiquinone] 1 alpha subcomplex subunit 4-like 2. Gene Ontology annotation, cellular component: respiratory chain complex IV. The transcript is spliced from 4 exons. The coding region runs from base 1 to 279 and encodes 92 amino acids. The record is from RefSeq and is a predicted model, not a curated record. NCBI's taxonomy places the organism in Eukaryota, Metazoa, Chordata, Actinopteri, Cyprinodontiformes, Rivulidae.